Molecule: messenger RNA, 4249 nt
Organism: Polyodon spathula (Mississippi paddlefish)
Lineage: Eukaryota; Metazoa; Chordata; Actinopteri; Acipenseriformes; Polyodontidae
Product: rho guanine nucleotide exchange factor 7
Exons: 17
Coding region: 1122-3002 (626 amino acids)
Biological process (GO): intracellular signal transduction
Molecular function (GO): protein binding; guanyl-nucleotide exchange factor activity
Source: RefSeq, a predicted model, not a curated record
UUGGCUGCUGGUUAAUUGCAUGCUUUUCCAGUUGACUGAUUUGUAUUUUAAUUAAAACAUGUAAAUAACGAAGCCUAUGUGGUCCAUUUUUUAUUAAAUUUUUUUGGCACGAAUGUCAUGCGUUCUGUAGCAAGGGCUUGCUGUACUGGGGUAGUGGAGCGGUCCUGUAGAGUACCGAGUGGGUGCAGCUGAUGUUGAAGAUCAUGUCCAGUAUUGCUCAUGCUGCUGGUGGAUAAAACUGUUUACUGGAUUAUUUAGAAGUGGUGCUAAAUGUGUUUUACAGCUCACUGAAAUCCACAACCUGGCUAUCCUAUCGGGACAAAAAAAAAAAAUUAAAAACAAAGGAAAAAAUAAAACAUACUAACUGCAAAUUCCAUUUUGAAAACACAUCUACUCUUUGAAUUAAGUUCUUUGUUUUCUGUGACCCGCUGAUCAAUAUCCCUAUAGUUACAGCAGUUACUCCAGAUCUUCAUUUAUAGAGUGCGAGUUGGGUCACUUCCUGCUCCAGUUAUCCAUUGCUAGCUGUUGUAUUUGUAAUAUUGACAAUGAAUUGCUUAAAUCUACAACCACCUUUUGUGACCGUUUUCUCCAAAAUUGAUGACAUUAGCAGGUGCUCACUCCUGCUAUAGCUUGGCACUUGGGACCCCUAGCCCUCCAUCCUAGCUUCAAGGCACCAUUCAGAAGAGGAAACUUGCUUGAUUCUGGGCAGCUUUCUGAUGAAGAUUAUAGAAAAAGGGGGGAAAGAUUACAAAAAAAAAAAGAAAGAAAGAACAUUUUGCUGGCUGUGCACCUAUCCUUUAUUCUGCAGUGUGCACAGUUACAAGGGUAUGGCUCAAUGUAGAUAAUUUUCUAUCCGUUUUGUGGGUGACAGUUAUGCCUCAGGCAGUUGGCUAGCUAUGUUUGUGUGACUGUAUUGUCAAAAACAGUUGAGACUUUCCACGCCUUCUAAGUUCAGUGAGCUUCACAUUACUGUUGAGCAGGGAUGGUAUCAGACAUUCAUUAGUUACACGAUGGAGCACAAGGACUGUUCAGUAGAAAGGGCCGUGUACAUGCAUUUGUUAAAGGGCCUUGCUUCAUUGUGUGCCGCGAGGAAAGAUAUUGUGCAACGUUACUGACACUUCAUGGGACCCUGCAGCAGUCGGGAUGUAGAGAGGAGACUGAAGGGAAGAAGGGUGUUACAGAAUAUUUUAGAAACAGAGAGUGAAUAUGCCAAGGAACUUCAGAAUCUUCUAUCAAAUUACCUGCGUUCAUUGCAAGCCACAGAUAAGAUAAGUUCUUCUGAUAUCACUCAUAUUCUGGGAAACCUGGAAGAAAUCAGCACUUUUCAGCAGAUGCUUGUCCAGUCCUUAGAGGAAUGCACAAAGUUGCCUGAUGCUCAGCAGAGGGUCGGGGGAUUCUUUCUGAACCUGAUGCCUCAGAUAAAAUGCCUCUACAUUGCCUACUGUGCUAAUCACCCUUCAGCAGUAAAUGUCCUUACAGAACACAGUGAAGAGCUUGGUGAGUUCAUGGAAAUGAAAGGAGCCAGCAGUCCAGGGAUCCUUAUGCUAACCACAGGCCUCAGCAAACCCUUCAUGAGACUGGACAAGUACCCAACCCUGCUUAAAGAGCUUGAGCGACACAUGGAGGACUAUCACCCUGAUCGACCAGACAUUCAGAAAUCCAUGACAACCUUUAAAAAUCUUUCUGCGCAGUGUCAAGAGGUACGGAAGAGGAAGGAGCUGGAGCUGCAGAUCCUGGCUGAGGCAAUUCGCUGCUGGGAGGGAGAAGGCAUCAAGACACUGGGCACUGUCCUCUACAUGUCACAAGUCAUGAUACAGUGUGCAGGGAGUGAGGAAAAGAAUGAGAGGUACCUGCUCCUGUUCCCCCAUGUAUUGCUGAUGUUGUCAGCCAGUCCCAGGAUGAGUGGCUUCAUUUACCAGGGUAAACUGCCAUUAACAGGAAUGACAAUCUUGAAACUAGAAGACAGUGAAACCAACAAGAAUGCUUUUGAAAUUUCAGGAAAUAUGAUAGAACGGAUAGUAGUGACCUGCAACAAUCAGGAGGAUCUGCAUGACUGGGUAGAUCAUCUCCACAGACAGGCUAAAUUCGCUAGUAUAGGAACCCCUACUAUAAAGCCACUGUCUGUACCGUGUCACACACUCCCUUCACAUCCGGUAACACCAUCCAGCAGGCAUUCAGAGAACAGGCCAGCGACGGGGACUCCUGCCUACCACACCCUCCCCCACCCCUCCUCUCACGGGACCCCUCACAGCACAAUGAUGUGGGGCCCCCUAGAGCCCCCCAAGACACAGAAACCGUGGAGCCUGAGCUGCUUGCGACCUGCACCCCCUUUGCGACCGUCCGCGGCCCUCUGCUAUAAGGAGGAUCUUAGUAAAAGUCCUAAAACUAUGAAGAAACUGCUUCCUAAACGCAAACCUGAACGUAAACCAUCCGAUGAAGAGUUCGCAGUGAGAAAGAGUACAGCUGCCCUAGAAGAAGAUGCUCAGAUUCUUAAAGUAAUAGAAGCUUACUGUACUAGUGCCAAAACACGUCAGACGCUAAAUUCAACAUGGCAAGGCACUGACCUGAUGCAUAAUCACGUCUUGGCUGAUGACGACCAAUCAAGCCUAGAAUCGUUGGGUCGUCGCAGUAGUCUUUCCCGCUUGGAACCUUCCGACCUCUCUGAAGACUCUGAUUAUGACAGUAUAUGGACAACCCAUAGUUACAGAAUGGGGUCUACAUCUCGUUAUAGGAAAGAAUCGGGCCCUCACAUGCUGUUUCCCGAAGAGGAGAAGAUUAUUGUUGAAGAAACCAAAAGCAAUGGUCAGACUGUAACAGAAGAGAAGAGCCUCGUGGACACAGUUUAUGCAUUGAAGGAUGAAGUACAAGAAUUAAAACAGGAUAACAAGAAGAUGAAAAGGUCACUGGAAGAGGAACAAAGAGCCCGUAAAGAACUGGAGAAACUUGUUAAGAAAGUAUUAAAGAGCAUGAAUGAUCCAUCCUGGGAUGAAACCAAUUUGUAACUCAUUUACCUGGGUGUGUAAUAAACAAAACACACACACACACACACACACACACACAAAAACAGCAUUGAUCGUUCAGCAGGACACGUAACAGAUUUAAGACGCUCACAAUAUUGGAAUUAACGGAACUUACCCAAAUCUUCAGGGAUCAAGCCAGCCAUUUGUCUUAAGAUUGUGAUUGAUGUGACAAUAAGUGAGAAUAAUACCAAACUUGAAAGUGGUGUUAACAAUUCUCUGUAAAACUUGGUGCUGAGAGGCUGCUUGACGCAUUAUGGAAUCCCCCUGUGAUCACAACACUGGCCUUACAUGAGCUUGAGGGAAGAAGCAUCUAAAAGUUCCUUAUCAGUCAACUGUUCAGGGUCCUGUUGCAGAUCUGGUGCUGUCAGCCAAUCCUGUGAGCAAUCUGACAUCUGGCAUACCAGCAGAAAUGACAAGCGUUGGUCUUAAAUGUGGCUCUUAACUUGCCCCAGAGGGGACCAAAAACGUAGGGUUUGGAAAGUGAAGAUAGAAAUCCAAUUUUGAAGAACAUGCUUCGGAGGGGGCAAUGCUUGGUGGAGAUGCUGCCUUUGCUAUGCCCAAACUGAGAGCACUUCAUUCUCCACUGGCCAGGACUGUUGUCCUAUGCCUUUAGGAGCACACACUGUAACACAGAUUAAAAGAAUGGCAAACAGCAGUACAACUCACUGAGAAUACUGGACAAUUUUCAGGUAAAUUGAAUAGCGAUUGUCUUUCGGGACCUUUUGUAGAUUUUGUUUUGAAAUUACCUCAUUUUGGCGCAUGUGUAGUGUUUAUUUUGUGGGGGGGGGGGUCUUUUAUAUUGUUUAAUACAAGGUUCUGAAAUCUCUUUUUUUGUAAAUAACACUGUUCUUUGUGACUUCAGUAAUGUAUUUCUUAAGGCUCUUCAUGUAUCCUGUCGUCUUAACGGUCACAGUUUUUAUAAGUAGCAGAAAGCUGUUCUCUUGUCAGUUACAGAACGGGAAUAAAAGAUUACUGUAUGAAUUGUAGAAGUAUAUCUGGAAAAUCAUUGUGCUGACAACACUUUUUAUUUUCUAAGUUAUGUAUUUAAAUUAACUUACCGUAAUUAAACAUUGUAGUAGAAAUUCUGAACAAAGAAUGUGUUUUUGGAUUCCAUGUGUGAUUGUUACCAGAAACCUUAUUUGUCUCUGUUCCUUUACUUGUGACCACUGUAUUUAUUUUUAUGCCUCACUAACAUGUAACGUGUUUGUUAAUUAAAUUUGUAAAUAGUU